AUGUCUUGCGCCGAUCUCAAGGGCAAAGUCUACUUCCUCACGGGUGCUGGGUCCGGACAGGGCCGUGCUACUGCUAUCUCCUUGGCUGGUCAGGGUGCAAAGCUUGGCUUACUAGAUAUGAGGUACCCACAAGAUACUCUCGAUGAAAUUGCGAAGAAUGGAGCUACCGUGGAAAAAUUCGGCCAGCUCGAUGGUGCAGCUAAUCUGGCUGGCUGGAUUGGAACCCAGGGAUUCAAAGGAAAAGGAUAUGCCCUGGAUGUUAUUAAGGAUGAAGAUUGGGAUAGAAUGAUGGCAGUCAAUCUUAAUGGCGUUCGAAACAGCUUGUCCACAGAAAUGAGAUACAUUCGCGACGGUGGAAGUAUUGUGAAUAUUGCUAGUAUUGCCGGUCAGCGAGGAUCUCCAUGGAAUGCCCCCUAUGGUGCCGCUAAAUGGGGUGUUAUUUCCUUGACCAAGUCGGCCGCCCAAGAACUCGGAUCUAAGAACGUCAGAGUGAAUGCUAUUGCCCCUGGUGUGAUUGAUACUGCCCUUGCUACUGCUCUUGGUGACCCUGAUGUGGUCUUCCAGAGAAUGGUGUCUAGAUGUGCUCUUCAAUGGAUGGGCCAGCCUCAAGAAAUCGCCAAUUGCAUCCUAUUCUUCUUCAGCGACGUUUCCAGCUUUGUGUCGGGAAGUGUAAUCAAUGCGGAUGGUGGAUUCCAGUAG
Molecule: messenger RNA, 699 nt
Organism: Penicillium malachiteum
Lineage: Eukaryota; Fungi; Ascomycota; Eurotiomycetes; Eurotiales; Aspergillaceae
Product: SDR family NAD(P)-dependent oxidoreductase
Exons: 4
Coding region: 1-699 (232 amino acids)
Molecular function (GO): oxidoreductase activity
Source: RefSeq, a predicted model, not a curated record